AUGCACCGUUGGGUACAUCGACCAUUCGCUGAUCGUAUGGAAGAAGCAAGGAAAAAAGGAAAGAUUGCGCGUCCGAUGAAUGCGUUUUUACUCUACCGAGCUGCCUACUAUGGGAUUUUCAAGGAGUAUUUGCGACAGAAAAACCACCGCAUCGACGGCCAAGUUAUCUCCAAGGCCAUUGGCCUAAGAUGGGGGAGUGAAGAAACGGCCGUUCGUUGCAAAUUCGAAGAGCUAGCAACCAUCGAGCGCCAUCACCAUUCUACGCUGCACUCCGUGCUCAACCAGUCCACCAUCAAGGGGCUCCAGUCGCGGAUAAAGUGGGCUUCAUAA
Messenger RNA from Penicillium samsonianum, 330 nucleotides. RefSeq lists its product as uncharacterized. The transcript has a single exon. Lineage: Eukaryota; Fungi; Ascomycota; Eurotiomycetes; Eurotiales; Aspergillaceae. Bases 1 to 330 code for a protein of 109 amino acids. The record is from RefSeq and is a predicted model, not a curated record.